Messenger RNA from Anas platyrhynchos (mallard), 3361 nucleotides. NCBI's taxonomy places the organism in Eukaryota, Metazoa, Chordata, Aves, Anseriformes, Anatidae. The record is from RefSeq and is a predicted model, not a curated record.
CCUGCGUGGGCACCUUUCAGACCCUUGUCAAAGAAUAUAACAAUUGGAAGAGGACCAAGCACCUUCAAUAAGACUUGUAUCACUUCUCUACUGAAGCUGAAAAUGGACAUAUUGCACUGAAUCCCUUUGCCUGUGGUAAGAAGAAGAGGUAGAGCAGGAAAUUCUGCAUCAGACGUGUCCACUCAGCAGCACAAUGUCUGGAGAGGGUAAAGGUGGUGCUGAAGGUAGUGCAUCCCCAAUAGACUCUCCGUUUCGCUAUGACCUCUUCACUGUUUUCUACAGCAUCAUUUUCAUUCUGGGUUUUGUCGCCAACUGCUAUGUGCUCUGGAUUUUCAGACGUAUUUAUCACACCAAGAAACUCAAUGAAAUCAAGAUAUUCAUGCUGAACCUGACAAUAGCUGACCUGCUCUUCCUGAUUACAAUGCCACUGUGGAUUAUUUACUAUCACCACAAUGGAAACUGGUUCAUGCACAAGGUCCUCUGUAAUGUAGCUGGCUGCUUAUUUUUCGUUAACACCUAUGCUUCUGUUGCCUUUCUGAUGGCCAUCACAUACAACCGCUACCAAGCCGUGACUAAUCCCAUUAGAGCUGCUCAGUUUACCACUCGGAGAAGGGGUAUCUUUUUAUCAGCAGCUAUCUGGAUCGUAACAGUGGGCAGCUCUUUGUAUUAUUUUUUUGAAGAUAAUACUAAUGUGGAGAAAAUUGGCUUGAAGAAUUACACGCGUUGCUUUGAGCGCUAUGACUCUACUAGCAAUGUUACACCUGUUCUUGCCAUUCAUGUCAUCAUCUGCAUCGUCUUCUGUAUCAUUUUUUUAUUUAUCCUAGCCUGGAACAUUGUCAUUAUCAGGACCCUCUUCUCCAAAUCAGGGCAGCAGCGGAAGAGUGCUCAUGUCAAGCAAAGGGCGCUCUGGAUGGUUUGCACAGUGCUUGUGGUGUUCAUCAUAAGCUUUGUACCUCAUCACAUUGUGGACCUGCCCUGGACACUGACUGUUCUGGAGCAAUGGCAGAAAGAGAACCGUAAUUUGCGCCAGCAACUCAAUGAUGCUCACCAAGUGACUUUGUGCCUCUUGAGUACGAACUGUGUGUUGGACCCAGUCAUCUACUGCUUCCUCACCAAGAAGUUCCAGAAGCAUGUUUCAGAAAACCUGAAAAGCAUGAAAGGGAGUCGAAAGUGCUCCAGGCAAACCACAGACACAGUGAUUGAGGGCACCAUUCACCAAGAGGAUGCCAUUAGGAUUUAGGUCAGAUGGGUUCUAAUUGCUGAGACUGGGAAGUGUGAAUCAGUCAUUCAUCUUUUCUCAAGAGAAGGUACUGAGGGACACAACAGAGGACCAGGAUAUUGUAUCCCCUUUAUCCCUUAGAUAGAAGAAUGAAUGCUCAAUUGUGAAAGGACAAGAGGCAACAGGCACAAACUGGAACACUGGAGGAUCCUCCUGAACAUCAGGAAGCACUUCUGUGCUGUGUGGGUGACUGAGCACUGGAAGAGCCUGCCCAGAAAGGUUGUGGAGUCUCCCUCCUCGGAGAUGUUCAGAAGCUGCUGGGACUUGGUCCUGCGCACCCUGCUCUAGGUGUCCCUGCUUGAGCAGGGGGUUGGACCAGAUAGACCCAGAGGUCGCUGCCAACCUCAAUCAUCCUGUGAUUCCUUCUAUCACAUGCAUCUAGCAGAAUUGGAACCUGUAAUAAUCUGUAAGAAAAGCACUUUCUGUCUGGGUUGAGGGCACUGACAACAGCUCAAGCAAUAUGCCUGAAAGAAACACGAGUGCCUGCAGUGAGCAGCUGCCCAGGUAACACCAUCCCUUGUUCUUUGCCCACCCAGCUCCCAAAAAGAAUCCAGUGCCUGACCUGUAUGAGGUUUCUGAAAGACCUGGAGGAACACACAGAGCUGCUAUCAUAAUUGAGUAACUUUUCUGAGCAGCUUGCAUGGUUCUGUAAAGAGUAUGAGCCAAAGAAGCUCCUGAGUGGCUAGAAGGGACAUAGUCCAAGGAGUUCCUCACAAUACCAUCAAAGAAGAGAGAUGCACCUAUACUUGCACAGUCCGUCGGGGUCCUUACUUCACAGAUGCCUAGGAGCAGCUAUUAUGAACUUUUGUCUUUGCUCUCAGCUUUUGAAUUAGACAUGUAACUGAACAAAGGUGAGAAAAGGAAGAGAAAUUGUCAGUGUCUCAGCCUCUAUCCCAAAUCAGCAUUAUGUCCAAGGGGGACUGUUGUCUGCCCUGGCUUCUUGUACGAUUGCAGAUUGGGCAAGUAAGUGCCCUCUUGCACAAAGUUUGGUAUUUUUUGGCUGACUGCAUGUGUUUGUGGAGAUCCACUUUCACUUUGGAGGCUCCAGUUAACAGAAGACUGUUGUCAGCAUGGUCAUUACUGUGAGAAGAAAAAAGAAUAAAAAUACAGAAGAGUUUUAACCUUUAUUUAUUUAAACUUAGGAUUCCAAAAAGCAGCUGUGCAUAAUUUCCUUCCCCCAGCCUUUUUAUUUCUGUAGUGAAGAAAUGAAGCUGACUGGUUCUUGAUAUCCUACCAUGAAUGAAGUAUUAGUCCAUUGGCCAUAGUCCACGGCCAUUUUCUGAGUGAACCAGUAAAUGCACAGUGAUGUGGUGUACCGUGUAAGUCAUGCACUUAGGAAACACUUGAGACCAGCCAGCCACAUUCAGGGCUUGCUGCAGUCAGUAGGGACUUAAGGCAAAAUGGUUUUCCAGUGUUGCUGAGUUCUGUUACAAAUCACGAGACAAUUGAGGUUCCUGUUUCUGACCCAGAUUGCUCAAUCCAGCACAGGAAAUUGGGCAGGGCAGGGCAGGGAAGGGAAGCUACUUGUUUUUUACAAUCUUUUGGUUCCUCGAACUACAUAGGAGACUGGCUGAUGACAGGAAAAGUGCAUCUGAUGUUGUGAUACUGUUUUAUUUAUAUAAUAAAUAUAAAUUUAACACUCUUUAACUCUCACUUAACAGCUGAGCUUGGUAACUCUUAGAAGAAAUGGGAAGGCCUUAUUCUAUGUGGUGAUAUGGUCUUCUAUUGAUUCCUGGAAAGCUUACAGCAGAGCUUACAGUGUAGGUUACUUACUGUUUUUAAAUAUGCUUUGCUCCACAGAAAGCAAUCGUAAGGCAAGUGUGACCUCAGAGAACAAAUAUAAACUUGCUUCCGAGGAAAGGGGAAAAUGGAGAAAGAACUCUGAGGACACUUCAGAAAGAUAUGUUGCAAUCAUUAAGUCAGUAAAAAUGCAUUUUAAAAAACAGUCUGAGCUUCUACUUUUGUUCCUGAAAUUACUUCGUUUUAUAGCAGUGAUGCAUUAUAGUGCUUUAAUUUGCAAUAAAAUUGAUCCUCAAAAAUUAUUCUAAAUAAAAUACUUCUUCCAAGGGUUUUGGACUUUAA